Molecule: messenger RNA, 561 nt
Organism: Nematocida homosporus
Lineage: Eukaryota; Fungi; Microsporidia
Exons: 1
Coding region: 1-561 (186 amino acids)
Source: RefSeq, a predicted model, not a curated record
AUGAUACAAGAAGAGGCAUUGCUUCCGGUGGUCGAUCAAGCCUUAGAAAUAGCCCCAUCAAUUGCAGUGGAAGAAAAUGACGUAACGACUGAUACAGUUAAAAAUUGUGACGAUGAUGUGGUAGAGGAUGUGGUGGAGGACGUAGUGGAAGGAUCGCAUGAGAAUUUAGACCAGGCAAAUCAGCCGGCUAGUGACAAUGCACAUCUAGAGACUCAAACUGGUGCCGCAACUGGCCAGAACAUGCAGACUAACGCCAAUCUAUAUUCCACGUUUAGCUAUGCUAGUGCUGCACAGAGCACGGCCCAGCUUAUUACACCCCGGCGUAUGGAGAGUUUGACGUGGGUGCAACGGCAGAUACUGCAGAUGGAGAUGGAGAUCAGUCGGCAGAAGAAAGAGGCGGAGGAGCAGUGGCAGCCCAAACGGGUUGUGCAAGCGGAGAACUUUGCCUUUGUGCCGAUCAGAGGGGGCAAUUGGAUUAAGCAGCCCAAAGAAGGGAAAAGACCACGACGGUUCAGAUUUAUGUCCUGGCUGCGUGAUUUGCGCUGUUGGAAGAACAACUAG